AGCUUGGCACGACCUCUUCCAGCCUUAGGGUUUUCUGUGUGAAUCUCCACGUCGGUGGGAGACACGGACCCCGUGCCCCAGCCUGCCCUGGAUGGAGGAUUCCCAACCUUUGCCACUGCUGGGGCUGUGCAGCUACUGCAGAAGAAACAUGCAACAUGGCAGCAGCCAUGGAAACUGAACAGCCGGCGCUGGAAAUCUUUGAGACCGCGGGUCGGGAGGAGCAGGUCCCGAGGGAGGAGCAGCCAAAACUGGAACCUUUCUAUGUGGAGAGGCAUUCCUGGAGCCAGCUCCGGAAACUGCUGACGGACACGCGGAAGUAUCAUGGAUACAUGAUGGCAAAAGCCCCUCACGACUUCACGUUCGUGAAGAAAAACGAUCCUGAAGGGCCCCAUUCUGACAGGAUCUACUAUCUGGCAAUGUCUGGGGAGAACAGGGAGAACACACUCUUCUACUCUGAAAUCCCCAAAACCAUAAACAAAGCUGCCGUCCUGUUGCUUUCCUGGAAGCCUCUUCUGGAUCUUUUUCCAGCCAUCCUGGACUAUGGGAUGUACUCCCGGGAAGAGGAAUUGCUGCGGGAGCGGAAGCGGAUCGGCACCGUCGGGAUUGCCUCCUAUGAUUAUCACCGGGAGAGUGGCACCUUCUUAUUCCAGGCAGGGAGUGGGAUUUAUCAUGUGAAGGAUGGAGGCCCUCAUGGAUUCACUCAACAACCAUUGAGACCCAUCCUGGUAGAGACCAGUUGUCCAAAUAUCCGGAUGGAUCCCAAGCUUUGUCCAGCUGAUCCAAAUUGGAUUGCGUUUAUCCACUGCAACGACAUCUGGAUAUCCAAUAUAGAAUCCAGGGAGGAGAGGAGGCUGACGUUUGUGCACAAUGAACUGGCCAAUGUUGAGGAGGAUCCAAAAUCUGCUGGCGUGGCCACUUUUGUGCUGCAGGAGGAGUUUGACAGAUACACUGGCUACUGGUGGUGCCCAAGGGCACAGCCAACACUGGAUGGGGGUAAAGUCCUUCGAAUUCUUUAUGAAGAAAACGAUGAGUCAGAGGUGGAAAUUAUCCAUGUCACAUCCCCCAUGCUGGAGACAAGAAGAACAGAUUCCUUCCGGUACCCCAAAACUGGUACAGCAAAUCCAAAGGUCACUUUCAAGAUCUCUGAGGUGACAAUCAAUGCAGAAGGCAGAAUUGCAGAUGUUGUGGAUAAAGAGCUAGUUCAGCCCUUCGAGAUCCUCUUUGAAGGAGUAGAGUACAUUGCUAGAGCUGGGUGGACGCCAGAAGGAAAAUACAUCUGGUCUAUCCUGCUGGAUCGCUCCCAAACUCGGCUGCAGAUAGUCCUGAUCCCUCCUGCAUUAUUCAUCCCCACAGAAGAUGAUGCAAUGGAAAGGCAGAAACUCAUCGAUGCUGUCCCAGAUUCUGUUACACCUUUCAUUAUUUAUGAAGAAACAACAGACAUCUGGAUAAAUAUCCACGAUAUCUUCCAUGUUUUCCCCCAAACCCAGGAAGAUGAGAUAGAGUUCAUCUUUGCCUCCGAGUGUAAAACAGGAUUCCGGCACCUGUACAAAGUCACCUCGGUGCUGAAGGAGAGCAAAUACAAACGGUCCUGUGGAGGCCUCCCUGCCCCCAGUGACUUCAAGUGCCUCAUCAAAGAGGAGAUAGCAAUUACCAGUGGGGAAUGGGAAGUGCUUGGCAGACAUGGAUCCAACAUCUAUGUGGAUGAAACCAAGAAACUGGUGUACUUUCAAGGCACAAAAGACUCACCUCUGGAGCAUCACUUGUACGUUGUGAACUACGAGAAUCCCGGGGAAGUGAAGCGACUGACAGAACGUGGAUACUCCCACGCCUGCUGUGUCAGCCAGGACUGUGACAUGUUCAUCAGCAAGUACAGUAAUCAGAAGAACCCCCACUGUGUGUCACUGUACCGGCUCACAGGGUCAGAAGAUGAUGCAGCUCACAGGACAAAGGAAUUCUGGGCUACCAUUUUGGAUUCAGCAGGCCCUCUUCCCGAUUACAUUCCUCCUGAAGUGUUCUCCUUCGAGAGCUCCACGGGGUUCACGCUGUACGGAAUGAUGUACAAACCUCACAACCUGCAGCCUGGGAAGAAGUACCCCACUGUGCUCUUCAUCUAUGGAGGCCCUCAGGUACAGCUGGUGAACAACCGGUUCAAAGGAAUCAAGUAUUUCCGACUGAACACUUUGGCCUCCUUAGGCUACGUUGUGGUUGUCAUUGACAACAGGGGCUCCUGCCACCGAGGGCUCAAGUUUGAAGGAGCCUUUAAAUACAAAAUGGGGCAGAUAGAGAUCGAUGACCAGGUGGAAGGGCUGCAGUACUUGGCGUCGCAGUACGACUUCAUCGACCUGGACCGUGUCGGCAUCCACGGCUGGUCCUACGGAGGAUACCUCUCCCUCAUGGCUUUAACACAGAGGUCAGAUAUCUUCAGGGUGGCUGUAGCCGGAGCCCCCGUCACGCUGUGGAUUUUCUACGACACGGGAUACACGGAGCGUUACAUGGGCCACCCGGAGCACAACGAGCAGGGCUAUUACCUGGGAUCCGUGGCCAUGCAGGCUGAGAAGUUCCCUUCUGAACCAAACCGCUUGCUGCUGCUGCACGGGUUCCUGGAUGAGAACGUUCACUUCGCACACACCAGUAUUCUGCUCAGCUUUUUGGUGAGAGCUGGGAAACCCUAUGACUUACAGAUCUACCCUCAGGAGAGACACAGCAUCAGGGUGCCUGAGUCAGGAGAGCACUAUGAACUGCACCUGCUGUAUUACCUGCAGGAGAACCUGGGCUCUCACAUCGCUGCCCUGAAGGCCCUGUGACCAACCCCUCCACUCCGCUCCACGGGCUGUGCUCCGGACGAGGAGGUGCAGGGAAGGAGAGCAAACAGGAUGGAACGUUGCAUUCUGGUGCCUGCCACACGUACACACAUGUACACACACUCACAGACACUUUUUUUAGAGAAGUAAAUUUGGUGCCAUACAGGAAAUGAAAGUACGGUGAUUUAAUAACUUCGAAGUUUAAGCUGUAAAUAAAAUCCACUGUCUGUGG
Messenger RNA from Manacus vitellinus (golden-collared manakin), 3033 nucleotides. RefSeq names its product dipeptidyl peptidase 8 (gene DPP8). Gene Ontology annotation, biological process: proteolysis. The record is from RefSeq and is a predicted model, not a curated record. Lineage: Eukaryota; Metazoa; Chordata; Aves; Passeriformes; Pipridae. Gene Ontology annotation, molecular function: dipeptidyl-peptidase activity; serine-type peptidase activity. The transcript has 20 exons. The coding region runs from base 156 to 2804 and encodes 882 amino acids.